Messenger RNA from Miscanthus lutarioriparius, 351 nucleotides. The record is from the annotation of a GenBank genome assembly. Lineage: Eukaryota; Viridiplantae; Streptophyta; Magnoliopsida; Poales; Poaceae.
AUGAGACAGGAGGCGGCAACCAGCAAAGUGGUGAAACAGGAGGACGCCCUGCACCACCGCAAGGAGCCGCCCCCCUGCCGCCAGGACGAUCCGCCAGCACUGGCUGCGUCGCUGUCAUCGCCGUCGUCACUGUCAGAGGACGAUGGCGACGCCAUGCCGCAGCCAUCUACUUCAUACGCGGUCUUGCUGCGCCGGGAGGGCGAGCCGGCGUCCGCGGCAGCGGGGGAGGAGCUGCUGCUGGUACCACCGCUCAACUUCGCCAUGGUGGACCACGGCGUGUACCGCUCCGGAUUCCCGGACGUCUCCAACCUUCCGUUCCUUGAGGCCCUCAGACUCUGCUCCGUCCUGUGA